AAAAGAAGUAUCUGGAGGGAGAUCUUGCUUUUCCUGCAAGCAGCAGCAGCAGCUCCCGUGAACCUGCCAGAGCCCCAGCUGGGACCAGCCUCUGCUAGCAAUGAACGCUUCCUGCUGCCUGCCCCCCGUGCAGCCCACGCUGCCCAACAGCUCAGGGCACCCCGAAGCGCCUUCCUUCAGCAACCAGAGCAGCAGUGCGUUCUGCGAGCAGGUCUUCAUCCAGCCGGAGGUCUUCCUGGCUCUGGGCAUCGUCAGCCUAUUGGAAAAUGUCCUGGUCAUUCUGGCCGUGGUCCGGAACGGCAACCUGCACUCACCCAUGUACUUCUUCCUCUGCAGCCUGGCGGUGGCCGACAUGCUGGUGAGCGUGUCCAACGCCCUGGAGACCAUCAUGAUCGCCGUGGUCCACAGCGACUACCUGAGCCUGGAGGACCAGUUUAUCCAGCACAUGGACAACGUCUUCGACUCCAUGAUCUGCAUCUCCCUGGUGGCCUCCAUCUGCAACCUCUUGGCCAUCGCCGUGGACAGGUACGUCACCAUCUUCUACGCGCUGCGCUACCACAGCAUCAUGACAGUGAGGAAGGCCCUCGCCCUCAUCGCGGCCAUCUGGGUCUGCUGCGGCGUCUGCGGCGUGGUGUUCAUCAUCUACUCCGAGAGCAAGAUGGUCAUCGUGUGCCUCAUCACCAUGUUCUUCGCCAUGCUGCUGCUCAUGGGCACCCUCUACGUGCACAUGUUCCUCUUCGCCCGGCUGCACGUCCAGCGCAUCGCGGCGCUGCCGCCCGCUGACGGGGUGGCCCCGCAGCAGCACUCGUGCAUGAAGGGGGCCGUCACCAUCACCAUCCUGCUGGGGGUGUUCAUUUGCUGCUGGGCCCCCUUCUUCCUGCACCUGGUCCUCAUCAUCGCCUGCCCCACCAACCCCUACUGCGUCUGCUACACCGCCCACUUCAACACCUACCUGGUCCUCAUCAUGUGCAACUCGGUCAUCGACCCCCUCAUCUACGCCUUCCGGAGCCUGGAACUGCGCAACACCUUCAAGGAGAUUCUCUGCGGCUGCAAUGGCGUGAACUUGGGGUAG
Propithecus coquereli (Coquerel's sifaka) is the source of this 1072-nucleotide messenger RNA. It is a transcript of the gene MC3R, whose product is annotated as melanocortin 3 receptor. Gene Ontology annotation, molecular function: melanocyte-stimulating hormone receptor activity; peptide hormone binding. Gene Ontology annotation, cellular component: membrane. The transcript has a single exon. The coding region runs from base 101 to 1072 and encodes 323 amino acids. Gene Ontology annotation, biological process: G protein-coupled receptor signaling pathway. NCBI's taxonomy places the organism in Eukaryota, Metazoa, Chordata, Mammalia, Primates, Indriidae. The record is from RefSeq and is a predicted model, not a curated record.